UAAAUUGAAGCAUAUAUAAUAUAUAUAUUAAUUUUGGGGAGAGAGAGAUGUGGGGUUGCAGUCCUUGCUGAUUAUUUCGAUAGUUUUGUUUUUGCAUACUCUGCCGACAGAAAACGAGGCCAUAAAGAGCGUUGGAUAGGUGGGAGGGACUUGUUUUUCUGUUCCGCUUCCUUCUUUCUUCUUCUUCUGGUAGUUCAGUAUCUUUUUGACUAUGGAUUUCUUCCCGAAUGUGUCAGUUUCCGCUGGCUUGCCCUCAGAGCUCCCGCCGGAGCAAGUUAUUUCGCCGGCCUGUCCUAAGCUUGGGGCCUUUUCUACUUCUCUGGAUGACCUUUUUUCUUGCGAGAAUACAGAAGGUGAUGUUAGCUUGGAAUGGCUGUCAAUCUUUGUAGAAGACUGUUUAUCCAGCACUGGGAACUGCGUACCACUACCCACAAAUAUCCAAGACCAAGAAAACCAAGCACCCAAACCCUCAAAAAAGAUCCACCAAACGCCAUGUCUACAAGAGUUUGUGAUUCCAGGCAAGGCCAGAAGCAAAAGAAAAAGGAGCACAACCACCCCUUUAAUUAGUUGGUCUCACCAAGACCCACAAAACCAACCUCUCCAUGUGACCUCCUCCGACCCUCCUUUACUCCACCAGACUUACUGGUUGGCCGACAGUGAGCUCAUUGUACCCAAAAAAGAGAACAGCAGCAGCAGCAGAAAUGAAGAAGAAAAAGCAGAGGAGAAGAUGGUGGGCAAGGACAGAACAGGCAGCUCGAGCAGCGUAGUGGAGGGUAGCAUUGGACAGCCCAGGAGGUGCACCCAUUGUCUAUCACAGAAGACCCCACAGUGGAGGGCAGGACCUUUGGGUCCCAAAACCCUGUGCAAUGCAUGUGGGGUGAGAUUCAAGUCGGGCAGGUUGCUUCCCGAGUAUAGGCCCGCCAAAAGCCCCACUUUUGUGAGCUAUAAGCACUCCAACUCUCACAAGAAAGUUCUGGAGAUGAGAAUGCUCUCUUCUGUUUCUAGUGAAUAGAAACUCUGAAUUUAUUCUACCCAUGUAGAGAAAAAAAGAAAGGAAGAAAGAAAAUGAGAAAAUCUGUAACUCUGUGUAGAGUCUACUUGAGGGAUUUUGCUAUAAUAUAUACAUAAUGUGGGUUCUUUUCAAUUUUGUAACUAGUGUUUAAAUGGAUCUGAGCUUCCUCUUUUAUUCUUUUGGGGGGAUUCUUUUCUAUUUUCUUUCUCUUUGCUAGUCGGGGAUGUUUGUUGAUAUUUCAUUCUUUGGUUGAUUUUUUAUUCUAUGUAAUAUUCAGAAAGGAAAGAAACAGUCCUACAUCUCAGAAUCGUUGUUUAUUCCACUCCACCAGUUAGAUUAAAAAGGGUUUGUUUGUUCA
Nelumbo nucifera (sacred lotus) is the source of this 1370-nucleotide messenger RNA. RefSeq names its product GATA transcription factor 7-like. Lineage: Eukaryota; Viridiplantae; Streptophyta; Magnoliopsida; Proteales; Nelumbonaceae. Gene Ontology annotation, molecular function: zinc ion binding; sequence-specific DNA binding. Gene Ontology annotation, cellular component: nucleus. The record is from RefSeq and is a predicted model, not a curated record. Gene Ontology annotation, biological process: cell differentiation; regulation of DNA-templated transcription.